AUGCAGUAUGUGGUUACUGCUUGCAGCUACUGCAUAUUCUUCGUUGUUAUCUGCGGUGUUGUCUCUGCUCAGCAACAGCAGUCACUGGGAAACCCCGAUGCGAUGCUGACACCUCUUCCGGUAUGUUCCCAUGACAACAACGUCUGCAACAUUCUUAUCAAAAACGAGUCCAGUGCGGUUGACGAAAUAGAGCAGGUCUGCACAUGCGCACACGGCAAGCUAUGUCCUAGAACCAUUAGCAAGACCAAUACUAUCCGGUUCCUAGACUUCGAGUG
Candidula unifasciata is the source of this 275-nucleotide messenger RNA. NCBI's taxonomy places the organism in Eukaryota, Metazoa, Mollusca, Gastropoda, Stylommatophora, Geomitridae. The record is from the annotation of a GenBank genome assembly.